GUCAGGACCCAGGGCUUUCAGGUACAGGUUGUGUGCAGGUAUUCAGGUAUUCCGCAUGUUGACGCAUGUACUAGGCAUGACUCAGUGGAAAGUCCCGGGAGUGGCGCAGUAAAAAUUCCGAGGGAAAACCCAGAACUCUCACAAGCAGAACCAGGCAGGUUCACAGACAGACAUCCAGGUGGCUUACCCACAGGCAUUUUCUAGUGGGCAUUUUCAACAACAAAAAAAUGUCUGUCAACAAAAUGGCCAGCCUAGUAAGCAAGUUCAAAGAUUUGGAGUUAUGCCUUGAGAGACAACUGAGUCAGGAAGUUGGCUAUGGACAGGCACUAAGAGAAGCUAUUGCUAGUGAGGAUUGUUCUAUGGAGGUAGAGGUCCUGAAAAGUCUUGGAGACCUGCGUCUUGAGAAAGCCAAGCUCAGUAAAGAUUCAGCAGAGUUUGACAAGGCUGCUGCCCUGUAUGCUGCUGCCUUACUGCGCUGCAAAGAUCCAGAUGUAGGUGAAACGGUAGAACAUCGUAUCCGCUACAUGGAGAAACUCUCCAGACAACUGCUGCAGGGGUACAGUCCACACUUCAGGUGGCAGUCACCAGACUACUGGGGUACUGCUGACAGUAAUGUCUUAAGGGUGGCAGAGAUUUGUGACAAACUGGACAUCAGUAUCAGAAAAUCCCAGCGCUCCAUGCAACAGGUUUACACAGAGGCACUAAUGACAGCAAUUGAGAACAGUGACAUGUUUUUGGAGGUUGAGGUUCUAAAAUCCCUCGGAGAUUUCUACCUUGAGAAAGGUGAGACAACCUCUGAUGUAUCCCAGUUCUCCAAGGCAGCUGCCAUGUACAGCAAGGCCCUGACAACAUGCGGGGGUCCUGAGACAAAACUGACUCUGCAACAUCGUGUCAAGUAUGCAGAAAAGACCAAAGAAGCUGCAUCACGGAAGCCAAGAAGAAGAGAAGAAAGACUGCACAGAAAGCACCAGCUAGGAAACAUCAGAAUAGAAGCUGACAAGAUGCAGGCUCAUCAUCUCCAACCACAUAUACCAAGAAAUGCAACAGAAAGCAGCACUGCAGAUGGAACAGUUGAAGAACAAGAACUCAAAGACAAGGAGUACACAGACCACCUUAAGGAAGGAGACUCCUGCCUUACCAGAUCAGACCUGGACUCAGCAGAGCAGCACUUUGCAGCUGCACUCAAGACAGUACAUGUGAGAGACCCCACAGCCCAGCAGUACCAGAGAGAGGUGGAGCCCCUGUGCAAGUUGGGGGAUGUCUACAGUAAGCGAGGUCAGCAGACAGGAGACGGGGGAGACUUGGUCAAAGCAGUAGCACUCUACAAUGCAGCAAUAGCCAGGUCAGAGGAUCAAGUCCUCAAUGGUAACAUAGCAACAACUGUUAGAGAAGUAGAGAAGGCAUUCCUCAAAUGUAUCCUAGAAAAGCAUAGUAAUGUUAGUCAAGAUGACGCAGAAAAACACAAGAAACAGCUGAAGGAGAUGCGGGACCAGAUCAAGCUGGAGAUGGAAACCAUUGACCAGCAGCUGGAUCCCUAUGUACAUGAUGAGGACGACCCAUGUGUCAAAGAGAUAGAGGCAAAACGAGCUCAGGCUGUCAGGCAGUUGUUUGACAAAAUUGCACAACAAAGGAAGGAGUUCAUCAGCCUGCUUGUAGAAGAGUGUAUUGGGUUAAUGGGUCCCCCUCCCUGUAAGUAUGCCCUGAUAGGUUUGGGUUCACAGGCCACAGGACUGGUAACUCCAUACUCAGACCUGGAGUUUGUCAUCUUGGUAGAAGAAGAAAGUGAAGAAUGUCUUGUGUAUUUCCGUAACCUCACCCACUAUCUACACCUCAAGGUGGUCAACCUGGGAGAAACCAUUCUCCCAGCACUGGGAAUAAAAUCUCUCAAUGACUUCUACUCUGAGAAUCCACUUGACAACUGGUACUAUGACUCUGUUACACCACGUGGGUUUGCAUUUGACGGAUCCAUGCCAAAAGCAAGCAAGACUCCACUGGGCAGGCAGGGAACUAAGAACAAACCACCCAGUGAACUCAUCUGCACCCCACAAAACAUGGUCUCAAUACUUCAGAAUGAUGUCACACUGUAUCUGAAAGAAGGAUAUCACCUUGCCACUAUCUUGAGAAACCCAUGCCUGAUAGCAGGGGACCAGGAUUUGAUUGAUACAUACAUGGCCAUCACAGAGAAGAUACUGCAAGCUGAUGGGGGCAAAAUGGCAAAACAGCUGGCACAGGAGACGCGAAGAGAAAACAUUAAUGCACAAGUAUCUAUAAAAUUAGAACAAUUGAUUGAUGUGAAGAAAGAGAUCUAUCGCUUCCCAGCUCUAGCAGUGGACUGCUUGGCACUGUCUUCAGGCAUCAUACCUACCACAGUUUGGAAGACAAUAGAAGAAAUGGAAAAGCAACAAGUGAUCAGUCCCAACAAUGCACACCACCUGACAGUGCUUACCAGCAUCUCAGCAGAACUCAGGCUCAGAACAUACAUGGCAAAUGGUGGACAGAAGGAAAACCUGUCAGCUCUGGCCGCAAUGGAAACAGCACAGCAUGGACAGGAACCAUCCCUACAGACAAAAGAUGAAGUACAGACAACUGCACUAAAACAGAUUUUCUACCUUCCAGAUGAAAACCAUAUUCUCAGAUAUUAUUACACAGCACUACCUCUUAGUAUUGUUCUUUCAGAAUGGUGCAAACAAAAAGUACUUCCAAAUUCAUUCCCUGAUUUCUAUGACACUUCAGCCACGAUAAAAGCAGUAAUCUACACCGAACUAUGCAAGUACAGAAAGGCUAUCAGCUAUUGCCACCAAGCUCUGAAGGAAGCUGAAGGAAAUGACGAUAUGAAAAUGUCACUGCUCAACAGACUUGGAGUUGCUUUGACCAGAAUGGGUGAUAACCAGGGGGCAGUCAGCUAUCUUGAAGAGGCACUGUCAUUGGCACAAUGUUCCUCUGGUCAAGGUAUCACAGAUACAGUUACUGCCGUGUUGCUAGAGAACCUGGGAGCAGUCUACUACUCUAUGGGUGAUUAUAUUAAAGCAAAAAGCUAUCUUGAAGAUGCACUACUGAUAUACAGGAGUGUCUAUGAUCAGGGUACAGCGCAUAAUGACAUUGGCACAUUACUCAAUAUACUAGGGGCAACCUAUCAAGGGCUUGGGGAUUGCAGAGAAGCAAUCAGCUACCUUGAACAAGCACUGCAUGUGCAGAGAAGCGUCUAUGGUGAGAAUACAGCACAUCCUGACAUUGCCAGCUCACUGAACAAUCUUGGUAUGUCAUGGAAUGAUUUGAGUACAUUUGAAAAGGCAAGAAACUACCUGGAACAGGCACUUGAGAUGCGCCAAAGUAUCUUUGGUCACAGUACAGCGCAUGCUGACAUUGCUAUAUCACUCAGUAACCUGGGGAAGGUCUGGCACCGGCUGGGUGAUUACAGAAAAGCAAUCAGCUACCAUGAACAGGCACUGCAGAUGCACAGGAGUAUCUAUGGUCAGACUAAAGCACAUCCUAACAUUGCCACCUCACUCAACAGUCUGGGGUUAGCCUGGGAUAACCUUGGUAAAAAACAUAAAGCCAUCAGCUACUAUGAGCAGGCACUGCAGAUGAAUGAAAGUAUCUAUAGCAAAAAUACACCACAUCCUGGCACUGCCAGAAUACUCAGCAACAUUGGUGCAGCCUGGGAUUCCUUGGGUGACCACAGGAAAUCAAUCAGCUACCUUAAACAGGCACUACAAAAAAAGAAGAGCAUCUACAUUUUGUAUGGCCAGAAUACAAAACAUCCUGACAUUGCCAACUCACUUAUCAAGCUGGGUCAAGCUCUGGUUCACCUUGGUGACUAUUUGAAAGCAAUCAGCUACCUUGAGCAGGCACUGCAGAUGUACAGGAGUAUCUAUGGUCACACAAAAGAUCACAGAGACAUUGCCCUGUCACUCAGCAGCCUGGGGAUAGCCUGGUACCACCUGGGUGAUUUCAGAAAAGCAAUCAGCUACCUUGAACAGGCCCUGCAGAUGAACAGGAGUAUCUAUGGUCAAAGUACAGAAAAUCCUGACAUUGCUGCAUCACUUGUCAACCUUGGGCAAGCCCACAAUAAUGUUGGUGAUUACAGAUUAGUAACCAGCUACCUUGAACCGGCACUGCAGAUGUGCAGGAGUAUCUAUGGUCAGACUACACCACAUCCUUACACUGCCUCCUCACUCAACAACCUGGGAACAGCCUGGAGUAACCUGGGUGAUCACAGAAAAGCAAUUCAAUACUAUGAACAGGCACUGCAGAUGCUCAGGUGUAUCUAUGGUCAGGAUACACCACAUCCUCAGAUCGCAAUAUUACUCAACAACAUAGGGCAAGCUUGCAAUGAACUUCAUGAUUACAAAAAAGCAAUCAGCUAUCAUGAACAGGCUCUGCAGAUUGAGUACACAGACCACCUUAAGGAAGGAGACUCCUCCCUUGCCAGAUCAGACCUGGACUCAGCAGAGCAGCACUUUGCAGCUGCACUCAAGACAGUACAUGUGAGAGACCCCACAGCCCAGCAGUACCAGAGAGAGGUGGAGCCCCUGUGCAAGUUGGGGGAUGUCUACAGUAAGCGAGGUCAGCAGACAGGAGACGGGGGAGACUUUGUCAAAGCAGCAGCACUCUACAAUGCAGCAAUAGCCAGGUCAGAGGAUAAAGUCCUCAAUGGUAACAUAGAAAUAGCUAUCAAAGAUGUAGAGAAAUCAUUUCUCAAAAGUAUCUUAGGCAUUCAUAGAAAUGUGAGCCAAGAUAACACAGAAAAACAUAAGAAACAGCUGAAGGAGAUGCGGGACCAGAUCAAGCUGGAGAUGGAAACCAUUGACCAGCAGCUGGAUCCCUAUGUACAUGAUGAGGACGACCCAUGUGUCAGAGAGAUAGAGGCAAAACGAGCUCAGGCUGUCAGGCAGUUGUUUGAGAAAAUUGCACAACAAAGGAAGGAGUUCAUCAGCCUGCUUGUAGAAGAGUGUAUUGGGUUAAUGGGUCCCCCUCCCUGUAAGUAUGCCCUGAUAGGUUUGGGUUCACAGGCCACAGGACUGGUAACUCCAUACUCAGACCUGGAGUUUGCCAUCUUGGCAGAAGAAGAAAGUGAAGAAUGUCUUGUGUAUUUCAAUAACCUCACCCACUAUCUACAUCUCAAUGUGGUCAACCUGGGAGAAACCAUUCUCCCAGCACUGGGAAUAAAAUCUCUCAAUGACUUCUACUCUGAGAACCCACUUGACAACUGGUACUAUGACUCUGUUACACCUCGUGGGUUUGCAUUUGACGGCUCCAUGCCAAAGGCAAGCAAGACUCCACUGGGCAGGCAGGGAACUGAGAACAAACCACCCAGUGAACUCAUCUGCACCCCACAAAACAUGGUCUCAAUACUUCAGAAUGAUGUCAAAUUGUACCUAAAGGAAGGAUAUCAUCUUGCCACUAUCUUGAGAAACCCAUGCCUGAUAGCAGGGGACCAGGAUUUGAUUGACACAUACAUGGACAUCACAGUAGAGAUACUGCAAGCUGAUGGGGGUAAAAUGGCUCAACAACUGGCACAGGAGACACAAAAGGAAAACAAUCUUGGGCAAAUAUCUAUAGAAUUAGAACGACUGAUUGAUGUGAAGAAAGAAAUAUACCGCUUCCCAGCUGUAGCAGUGGACUGCUUGGCACUGUCUUCAGGCAUCAUACCUACCACAGUUUGGGAGACGAUAGAAGAAAUGGAAAACCAACAAGUGAUCAGUCCCAACAAUGCACACCACCUGACAGUGCUUACCAGCAUCUCAGCAGAACUCAGGCUCAGAACAUACAUGGCAAAUGGUGGACAGAAGGAAAACCUGUCAGCUUUGGCCUCAAUUGACACAACACAGCAUGGACAGGAAUCAUCCCAGAUCAAUGAUGUCCAGGCAAAUGCACUGAAACAGAUUUUCUAUCUUCCGGAUGAAAACCAGCUUUUCAGAUACUAUUACACUGCAGUCCCUCUGAGAAUUAUUCUUUCAGAAUGGUCGGAACAAAAUGUAGCUGUUUCAAAUUCAUCUCCUGAUUUCUAUUCAUCUGCAGCAAGUAUAAGAGCAACAAUGUACUUUGAACUGUGCAAAUAUAGCCAGGCUGUCAGCUGCUACCAGGAAGCUCUGAUGGAAAUUAAAGGAAAUGAUGCUGAGAAAAUUGAGCUGCUGAACCGGCUUGGGCUUUCUUUGUGCAGAAUGGGUGAUAACCAGAGGGCAGUCAGCUACCUUGAAGACGCACUGUUAUUGGCACGUUCCAGUCAAAGCAUAACAAAUCCAUACAUUGCCAUGUCAUUAAGCAAGCUGGGAUCAGUCUACAUGAUCAUGGGUGAUUAUAAAAAAACAAUCAGCUACCAUAAACAGGCAUUACAAAUGUACAAGACCAUCUAUGGUCAGAAUGAAGCACAUCCUUUCAUUGCUACCUCACUCAACAUGCUAGGGGCAGCCUAUAGUGGGCUGGGUGAUUACAGGAAAGCAAUCAGCUACCUUGAACUGGCACUGCAGAUGCACAGGAGUAUCUAUGGUGAGAAUACAAAACAUCGUGAUGUUGCAAUCUUACUCAACAACCUUGGGAUGACGUGGAAAGACUUGAGUGACUUUCAAAAUGCCAGAAGCUACCUGGAACAGUCACUGCAGAUACGUAGAAGUAUGUAUGGUCACAGUACAGCACAUCCUGAGAUUGCAACAGCACUCAGAAACCUGGGGAUGGUUUGGCGACACCUGGGUGAUCACAAAAAAGCUAUCAACUACCAUGAACAGGCACUUUUGGUGGAUAGGAUUAUCCAUGGCCAGACUACAGCACAUCCUGACAUUGCUACUGCACUCAAUAACCUGGGGACAGCCUGGAGUGAACUGGGUGAUGAACGUAAAGCUAUCAGCUACCUUGAACAGGCACUGCAGAUGUAUAGAAGUAUUUAUAGCAAGAAUACAGAACAUCCUGACAUUGCCCGCAUACUUACCAAUAUUGGGGAAGCCUGGGAUGUCUUGGGGGAUCACAGAAAAGCACUCAGCUACCAUGAACAGGCACUACAAAAAAGAGAGAGCAUCUUUGGGAAGAGCACACCACAUCCUGACAUUGCCAGCUCGUUUAUCUGUCUGGGUCUAGCCCUGGCUCACCUGGGUGAUUAUAGGGAGGCUAUCAGCCAGUUUGAAAAGGCUCUGAAGAUGUGCAGGAGUAUCUAUGGUCAUAACACAGAUCACAAAGACAUUGCAAUUUCACUCAGAAGCCUGGGAGGUGCUUGGCAACAACUAGGACAUUACAGAAAAGCAAUCAGCUACUUUGAACAGGCACUGGAGAUGAAGAGAGUUAUCUAUGGUCAGGGUACUGAGCAUCCUGAAAUCGCCAGACUACUCAUCGACAUGGGGUUAAUCUGGCACCGCUGUGGUGAUCAAAGAAAGGCUAUCAGCUAUCUUGAACAGGCACUGCAGAUGUACAGGCAUGUCUAUCAUGGUGAGAAUGAUGCUCAUCCUGACAUUGCCACAGUACACGACAUCUUGGGACAAGUUUGGCAUGAACUGGGAGAUAGUAGAAAGGCAAUUAGCUAUUAUGAACAGGCACUUCAAAUGUACAGGAGUGUAUAUGGUCCAGGUACAGAACACCCUUACAUUGCAGAAUCACUUGACAACCUUGGGAAAGCCCACAGUCACCUUGGUGAUCACAGAAAAGCAAUCAGCUACCAGGAACAGGCACUGCAGAUGUGCAGGAGUAUCUAUGGUCAGGGUACAGAACAUCCUGUCAUUGCCACCACACUCAACGACCUGGGGCUGGUCUGCUACAACAAUGGUGACCACAAAAAAGCACUUCAAUACCUUGAACAGGCACUGCAUAUGUAUUUGAGUAUCUAUGGUCAAAGUACACCACAUCCUCAGACCGCCAUAUCACUCAACAACAUAGGACAAACCUGGAAUGAACUUCAUGAUUACAAAAAUGCAAUUCGCUACCAGGAACAGGCACUGCAGAUGUUCAGGAAACUCUAUGGUCAGACUGAAGCACAUUCUCACAUUGCCAACUCACUCAACAACCUGGGGUCAGCCUGGUACCACCUGGGUGAUUACAGAAAAGCAGCCAGCUAUCAUGAACAGUCACUGCAGAUGCGCAGGAGUAUCUAUGGUGAGGGUACACCACAUCCUGACAUUGCCACCUCACUCAACAACCUGGGGUCAGCCUGGCACAGCCUCGGUGACCACAGGAAAGCCCUCAGUAUCUGCCAAGAAGCCUUGGUUAUGGCAAGACAGGUUUUCCCUCAAAACAAACAUCAUCCAUUGAUAAACAGAAUUGAGGCACAACUGAGAACAAUCAGCAUUAAGACAUCCUAAGAAUCUCAGAAGCAUUUGUAUCACCGAAUGAAAAAACAGUCUAACUUGUAAAAUACAUAGUUGUCAACUGAAGGUACAUAUCAUAUUUCUGUAUCAAAUCAUAACU
Messenger RNA from Branchiostoma belcheri (Belcher's lancelet), 8388 nucleotides. RefSeq lists its product as uncharacterized. Lineage: Eukaryota; Metazoa; Chordata; Leptocardii; Amphioxiformes; Branchiostomatidae. The coding region runs from base 228 to 8282 and encodes 2684 amino acids. The transcript is spliced from 8 exons. The record is from RefSeq and is a predicted model, not a curated record. Gene Ontology annotation, molecular function: protein binding.